Messenger RNA from Perkinsus marinus ATCC 50983, 1074 nucleotides. RefSeq names its product chaperone protein dnaj, putative. Gene Ontology annotation, molecular function: protein-folding chaperone binding; protein folding chaperone. The record is from RefSeq and is a predicted model, not a curated record. The transcript is spliced from 8 exons. The coding region runs from base 66 to 1001 and encodes 311 amino acids. Gene Ontology annotation, cellular component: cytoplasm; nucleus. Lineage: Eukaryota; Perkinsozoa; Perkinsida; Perkinsidae.
GUUUCUUGUUUCAUGAAGAGGGCGCCUUCUCGGGCCCUUCCUUACUGAUAUCUGCCACAUCAUACAUGCUCAAUUCAAUCCUGUCUUGCACAGUUCGGAGGACUCCAGCAGUAGUGUCCCAUGCCCGACUCAUAACACGGGUUUCCGGACCGUCCCUACUAUCGAGACGGGUCUCCCCACUGCUCGGACGGGCGUUUGCCACCCAGUCUGGACCCAAGGACUACUACGACGUCUUGGGUGUAUCUCGCAGUGCAUCUCAGGACGAUAUCAAGAAGGCUUACCGUAAGCUAGCGAUGAAGUGGCAUCCUGAUCGGAACCCCGACAACCGCAAUGCAGCGGAGGAGAAGUUCAAAGAUAUUGGAGAGGCCUAUCAGACGCUUGGUGAUGAAGACAAACGCAGACAGUACGACGCAUUUGGCAGUGGCUCGUCAUCUUACGGUGCCGCUGGCAGUAGCACUAGUAGAGGUCCGUCUGGUCCUAGCUAUGGGGCCUCAGGACCCUUCCCAGGCAGUGGCUUCCCUCAGGGUGGCUUCACUGAAGGCAAUGUCCAUUACAGACAUAUAUCAAUGGAAGAAGCCCAAGAGCUCUUCAAGCACGCGAUGGGUAUGGAUUUGGAUGAUCUUCUGAAGAACGCCAUGCGAGAUGGUUUUACGAGUGCCACAGGUCCCACCUCCUCCCGAACUUCCACAAGGUCGGCGGAAUCAGCGAGUUGGGAUAGUAGCCGUCCUGGCAGUCAACAUCCCUUUGGAGAUCCACACGAUUUGGGUGGCUUCGGUUCGCUCUUCGGGACCAUGGGUGGAGAUUUUGGAAACCUGUUCAAACAACCACCACGGCCCAACAAGACAACCUCCUCGAAGAACGAGGGCCCUGCCGUUGCGCACACUUCUACCAAGCAGGAAGUUGUGACUAAGAAUGGCAAGAAGAUGCUUAGGACAACGACAACCACGGAGCACGUCGAUGGUACGACGUCUACGCAGACGAAGGAGGAGCUGAUCAGAUGACUUUCGUUUCUGAAAUACGGACAAUUAUAGACCGUUCUGUACCAUAGAUUUUUAACCACCAGUUUCGAUGCUC